GUUGAUUUUGACUUGAAGAAAUUCAAUGCUGCUUUAUUGCAUGCUUGUGCGAGAGUGGGUGAGAUUUUUGUUUGUUUGGUAGAAAAAGAGGGGUAGCAGUAGGCAGUGUUGGAGAAGCGGGUAUAUUGGAGGAAUGUUUUGGUGUUGACAUGUUAUUAGCAUGUGUGCGUGUGUGCGUGUGUUUGUGUGUGUGGGCUGGAGGACGUGCGUCGGGAGAAACAUUUUGGCGCGCGUGCUGGGCAAGUAAAUGUAGGUACCUGCGAUGGCACCGUGGACGGGCUGCAUCUGCUGAUUCUCGUGCACGCUGCGUUUUACAGUUGGACGAUGAGAGGAAACAUGGCUCGCUGGCCCUUUUUAUAAACAUGCGCAGAGCAGAGUCCUUGACAUGUGCUAGAAAUAGAAAGGCAAUGGGAGGACAAGACAAGAGCAGCCGUGUCCGCGUCUUCUUGUCUGGCGCAUGUUUCACUCGUUCAUCUCUUGUCGUCACCUGUUUCUCGACCCCGUCGCCUACCGACGCUCCGUCAAACCUUUUUACUUCCAUCUCCCCUCACCUUAGUUUUGUCUUUUUUCUCUCUCUUUAUUUUUGCAGUGUCAAGUGUCAUCAGCUUUUUUGCUUUGCUGCAAUUCUUAUCUUACUGCAUCCAGCUGCACGCGCCACAAUACAGCAGCACAGCACAGUCAGCCAACAACAACAACAACAACAACAACAGACCACGCGAUCCUAUUCUUGCUGCAAUUCAUAGAAACAAGCACGGCCGCCAACACGCAGCAGAUAAGAAAGAUAGGCUUGGAGUGACGAGCGUGUUCCCACAGAGUUAGCGAAGCAAGCAAAAGCCAAUUGCUUAGUGACGUGGAGAUCGCCAGCUAGCCGGAAAACCCGCUCAAAGCCAGCGAGAGGGAUUUUUUUUUAAAAACACAUUUCACAAAAAUUGAGAAGGAGGAGGAAAAACCUCUGUGGUUCCUCUGUUCCUGGAUCGAUCGAUCUCGCUCGACGCUG
Molecule: messenger RNA, 997 nt
Organism: Trichoderma asperellum CBS 433.97
Lineage: Eukaryota; Fungi; Ascomycota; Sordariomycetes; Hypocreales; Hypocreaceae
Source: RefSeq, a predicted model, not a curated record